CUGGCCAAAGUUUACGACCCCCUCGGUUUGGUCUUGUCAACGACAUUGCCUGGGAAGCUCCUCUAUCGGGAAAUGUGCGAAGCAAACCUUGUUUGGGAUGGGGAAUUCCCUGAAACCUUAACGAAGCGAUGGAAGGAGUGGUACGAACAGUUCCCAGAACGCUACACAGUACCGAGGACAUUGGCUCCCAACCAACAAUCCAUCGUGUCGGUUAGUCUUCACGGCUUUGGUGACGCGAGCAAGGAUGGAGUCGAUGCAGCCGUGCCCGCAGUGAUCGAACAAGAGAAUGGCACAACUCAAGGUCUUGUGUGCUCUAAAUCUUCAUCGCGAAGAGGAACCUCACGAUCCCACGGUUGGAGCUCGUGUCAGGACAUGUGGCUGCAAACCUGGUAA
Paramuricea clavata is the source of this 393-nucleotide messenger RNA. The record is from the annotation of a GenBank genome assembly. Lineage: Eukaryota; Metazoa; Cnidaria; Anthozoa; Malacalcyonacea; Plexauridae.